Molecule: messenger RNA, 762 nt
Organism: Pestalotiopsis fici W106-1
Lineage: Eukaryota; Fungi; Ascomycota; Sordariomycetes; Amphisphaeriales; Sporocadaceae
Exons: 5
Coding region: 1-762 (253 amino acids)
Source: RefSeq, a predicted model, not a curated record
AUGGGUAUCAAGACCAACAUUACUCUUUACACUGAGGGAACCCCCAACGGUCUAAAGCCUACCAUCUUGCUAGCAGAGCUAGGUUUGGAGUACAAGCUCGUACCGAUCAAUAUUAUCGCCCAGGAAAACAAAGAGCCCUGGUUUGUCAAGAUUAAUCCAAACGGCCGCAUCCCGGCAUUGACCGACGUCGACGAGAAUGGCAAGGAGAUUCGCAUCUUUGAGAGUGGUGCCAUUCUGGAGUACCUCGUCAUCAAUUACGACAAGGACCACAAGGUCUCGUAUCCCCACAACUCUCCCGAGUACUGGGAAACUGUGUCUUGGUUGACGUGGCAAAUGGCCGGCGUAGGCCCUAUGCAAGGACAGGCAAAUCACUUUGCUAGGUCCGCUGGCGAGAAAGUCCCUUACGCUCUUAAUCGGUACGUUCAUGAGACUCGGCGUCUCUACCGCGUCUUGGAUACUCACCUAGCCGCGAAUUCGUCGGGCUACAUUAUUGGCGACCGUGUCACCAUUGCCGACAUUGCCAUUUGGCCGUGGGUCGGCGCUUACAAGUACAGUGGCCUCUCGUCCAUUGACGAGUUCCCCCACGUCAAGAAGUGGUUGUACACACUCCUCGUGCGCCCGGGGUUCGAGGAGGGCCGCAACGCUCCCGGCCCCCACAAGUACUUGGAUAUGAACUCAAUGUCCGAGGAAGAGCUCAACGCCAUUGCAGCAUCGCUCGGGACUUGGAUUCUCGAUGCGAUGAAGCGUGAUGCCGAGGCAUGA